CACCCACAGCACUCCCAAGAUUUUGUCCGGGUUAUAGUACAAGUCAUGGACAGAUCAUGUGCCGUGAAAUUUUGUUUACAGCCCGUGACCUGUCCCUGAGUUUUACUAAAAAUAUCCGUUACUCUAAGGAGCCUUACCCAUGAUAUUGGGUUGAUGCUGCCUCCUGCAGUGUGAUCUGGGGCCCAGACUGAGCAGCUGCAGCUUCCCCAGCGGGGUCUUUGCCAAGGAGAGACCUUCAUUAACCCCCCUCUGUGUCCAACCAGGGGAGGGGGGAGAAGGGGGAUGGGAUGAGCGGACAACUUCCGGUGGUUUCCAGCCACCGGGGCAGUCCUGGGCUCUGCCAACACCAGCCCCUGAGCCGGAGCCUGCAGGUGAGGGGAGAGACCCGGGGGAAAGGGCUGGGGCCAGGCAGGAAAGUGACUCUACACAACAGGCCCCUUUCAGGGACCUGCUGGUGAGUUUGUACCUAAGAGGGAGGGGCUCCCCCAUACCUGCGGGUCCCCGAACUGCUGCCCUCAGUGACACAACCAAGCUCACACUGGAGAGCGAAUGCCCCUGUGAAUGGGACAGUCCCCAGUUCUCCCAGGCAGAGGGGAGAGGGAAGGAAACAGGAAGGGGAAUGGUGAGACGGAAAGGGGCAGCAGGAGCAAGAAGGGAGGGAGGUUCCCAGCUCCCAGACCUGCUGGAUCCAUUCCCUGCAUCACCUCUGGGCAGCCUGACUCUCCUGGGAACAAGGAGAGGAGCUGACAGAGGAAAAGCCAGGCUCUGCCCCAGCCCAGUCCCAGCAGUGCCCUGCCCUGGGGCCAAUGUCAGGGGGAAUUCCCCAAAGUGGUUCCUUUGAUUCUGCUCUUUUUUAGCCUUUGUCUUAGUGAAUCUGUCCCUGGGAGGGUUUAAAAGUGUCUCAGGUGUUCAGUGCUGGUGGGAGGGGCAAGGUCUGUGUUGGAAUAAAGUGACUGAGGGUUUUCCCAGCAUGGCAGAGCCCAGAGCGUCUGUCUGCAGGGGAGGAGCCUGGGGGGAAUCGGAGUGUGAAAUGGACUCAAGCCCCUUCUGAAACCUCCCCCAUCACUCCUCUCACCCUGACAGGCUGAGGAAUCACGUCCACGUUUCGCUCCAGAUCGUCCCGUCUUCCAGGGGACAGGGAAGGGAAAUGGCUGUGAUGGAGCCAGCUCAGAUGCUGGUGACCUUCGAGGAGGUGGCUGUGUAUUUCACCGAGGGGCAGGGGGCUCUGCUGGACCCUGCUCAGAGAGCCCUCUACAGGGACGUCAUGCAGGAGAACCAUGAGACGGUGACCUCGCUGGGAUUUCCCAUUCCCAAACCUGACCUGAUCACCCGGCUGGAACGAGGGGAAGAGCCGUGGGUCCCGGAUCUCCAGGCCUCUGAGGAAAGUGGGAGCCCGAGAGGCACCCACACAGGUGAUAGGACAGUGAGUGAGAACAAGGAGGAGAAUCAACAGCAGGAAGGUCCUGAGCAAGUGGAACCACAGGAGAGGUUUUUGAGAAAAGCUGAUGGGAAUUUUUCCCAGGGCUUGGAACAGGGAAAUACUUGGGGAGAUCGACACAGCUCAGAGAUGCAGCUGGGAAACCAUGCCACGAAGAAACUGGAUAAAUCCACUGAACAUGGCGGAGGAUGCAAGGAUCCCAAGGAAACCACAGUCCAGCAGACAAGUCACAAUGAAGAGAAACCCUACAAAUGCCUUGACUGUGGGAAAAGAUUCCGUUUCAGUGCAAACCUUCUUAGACAUUGGAGAACCCACACAGGAGAGAAGUCCUAUGAAUGCUUGGACUGUGGGAAAAGCUUCCGUGAGAAGUCAAACUUUAUUACACACCAGAGUCUGCACACAGGAGAGAAACCCUAUAAAUGCCUUGAGUGUGGGAAAAGUUUUAGUCAGAGGUCAUAUCUUAUGGCACAUCACAGAACCCACACAGGAGAGAAGCCCUAUAAAUGCUUGGACUGUGGGAAAAGCUUCAGUAGGAAGCUAUGUCUUAUUGUACACCAGAGACUGCACACAGGAGAGAAACCCUAUAAAUGCCUUGAGUGUGGGAAAAGUUUUAGGCAGUGGUCACAGCUUAUGUCACAUCACAGAACCCACACAGGAGAGAAGUCCUAUAAAUGCUUGGACUGUGGGAAAAGCUUCAGUAGGAAGCUAUGUCUUAUUGUACACCAGAGAGUACACACAGGAGAGAAACCCUUUAAAUGCCUUGAGUGUGGGAAAACUUUCCGUCACCGCUCAAACCUUAUUAAGCAUCAGAGAAUCCACACCAGCGACAAACCCUAUAAAUGCCUCGACUGUGGGAAAAGUUUCAUUGACAGAAUAAAACUUACUAAUCAUCACAGAAUCCACACAGGAGAGAGACCCCAUAAGUGCUUUGACUGCGGGAAAAGCUUCAUACACAAGUCAAGGCUUAUUGUACAUCAGAGAGUGCACACAGGAGAGAGACCCUUUAUAUGCUGUGAGUGUGGGAAAAGUUUUAUUCGGAGCGCAGAGCUUAUUAGACAUCAGAUCACCCACACAGGAGAGAGACCCUUUAAAUGCCGUGAGUGUGGGAAAAGUUUUAAUCAUAACUCAGCGCUUAUUACACAUCAGCGAACCCACUCAGGAGAGAGACCCUAUGGAUGCCUUGAGUGUGGGAAAGGUUUUAUUGAGAACUCAGCGCUUACUAGACAUAGGAGAAUCCACACAGGAGAAAGACCCUAUAAAUGCCAGGAGUGUGGGAAAAGUUUCAGUGUGAAAUCAACCCUUAAUACACAUCAGAAAACCCACACAGGAGAGAAACCGCAUAAAUGCUUGGACUGUGGGAAAAGCUUCAUUCAGAAGUCAAAACUUAGUAUACACCAGAGAGAACAUACAGGAGAGAGAUCAUAUAAGUGCCUUGACUGUGGGAAAACUUUCAUUAAGUGCUCAGACCUUAUUAAGCAUCAGAGUAUCCACACAAGUGACAAAUCCUAUAAAUGCCUCGACUGUGGGAAAAGUUUCACUGACAGAAUAAAACUUAGUAGUCAUCAGAGAAUCCAUACAGGAGAGAGCCCCCAUAAAUGCUUUGACUGUGGGAAAAGAUUCAUACACAAAUCCAGGCUUAUUGUACACCAGAGAGUGCACACAGGAGAGAGACCCUUUAAAUGCCGUGAGUGUGGGAAAAGUUUUAGUCAGAGUGCAACGCUUAUUACGCAUCAGCGAACCCACACAGGAGAGAGACCCUAUGGAUGCCUUGAGUGUGGGAAAAGUUUUAUCGCAAGUUCAGCCCUUACUAACCAUAGGAGAAUCCACACGGGAGAAAGACCCUAUAAAUGCCACGAGUGUGGGAAAACUUUCAGAUACCGCUCAAACCUUACUAAACAUGGGAGAAUCCACAUCGGAGAGACACAUUAUAAAUGCCUUGAGUGUGGGAAACGUUUUGCUGACAGAACAAAACUUACUGUUCAUCAGAGAAUCCACACAGGAGAGAGACCGCAUAAAUGCUUAGACUGUGGGAAAAGCUUCAUUCAGAAGUCAAAACUUAUUCUACACCAGAGAGUGCACACAGGAGAGAGACCGUAUAAAUGCCUUGAGUGUGGGAAAAGCUUCAUUGAGCAGUCACAACUUAUUCUACACCAGAGAGUGCACACAGGAGAGAGACCCUUUAUAUGCUGUAAAUGUGGGAAAAGUUUUAUUCGGAGCACAGCGCUUAUUACACACCAGAGAACCCACUCAGGAGAGAGACCCUAUAAAUGCCUUGAAUGUGGCAAAAGUUUUAGUCAGAGCUCAAAUCUUAUUGCACAUAAGAGAACCCACACAGGAGAAAGACCGUAUAAAUGCUUGGACUGUGGGAAAACUUUCAGUCAGCGCCCACACCUUACUAAACAUGGGAGAAUCCACACAGGAGAGAGACCUUCUAAAUGCCUUGACUGUGGGAAAAGCUUCAGUAAGACCUCAGAGCUGACCAAACAUCAGAGAAUGCACAAGGGUGAGAGACCCUAGGAAUAGCUUGGCUGCAGGAAAAGAUUCAAUUUGACUUCAUACUUCAGUGACCCACACAACAGAGAGACCUUGAAUGUGGGGGAAGGUUCAUUUGGUGCUCCUGGAGUAUCAGACAUCUGCAAAUCUGCGCAGGGAAGAAAUUUCUGAGAUGUUCUCAGUGUGGAAAAUGCUCCAAGUGGAAUUAACACCAUGUUGAACAUCAGAGACUCCUCCACACAGCCGGGAAAUUCUCUGAGGGCCCUGACUGUGGCUGGCUAUGGUGACAAACCCAUUUCCUCGUUCCCACACACACCUAAGGUAUUUGGCUCCCAAGGACCCAACUGCCCAUUGCUGGGGUGAGGAUCCAGCAGCAGCCGAGCAUCAGCUGGUCAGUGACCCUUUGGGUCUGCCUGGUCUAAGCAAACCCCAGGCAGAGGAGGAGAAGCCCUGAUCAGCCCCUCCUCCCUGCUGCAGCCCUGGCUGCUGAGCUGAUGGGCCACAGGGCGGGUAAGGGAGAGAGAGAGAGAAACUCCUCUGGCCACUCCCUCUGCCUGGCUGAAGUUCCCCCCCUCUCCCUUCCCCUCCCAGAUGGGAUCCCCCUGCCAUGGAGAUGAAGAGAAGGACACUUGGUCCAGGACCCACCUUCACUCUAGACCCCUGUCCCCAUCCCACAGCCGCUUCACUCUAGACCCCAGUCCCUAUUCCACCAGCCGCUGGUCUGGGCUCCACCAUUUACUUGGGGCUGUUCCCUGCAGGGGGAGUGUCCCUGGGGGCUGGUAACUCCUCCCUCCCCAAAUCCCCCAGGGUGCUGGGCUCCGGGGAUCAACCAUUAAGGGACCAGGGUGAUGGGUUAUGGGGAGGACACUGGGGACUGAAUGGUUGGGGCUGGUGGAACUGGGAAGCAGGGGGAGCUGGGUGCUGGGCUGUCGAGUGUUUGGGGAAGAUGGGAUAAGAGGCGAGGGAGAGCACAGGGGUAGAGAGGUGCUGCCUCUCCUCACUCUCCCCUUCUGCCCCUUCUCCCUGCCCCCGCUGCAUUCAGACAGCACCAUUAGCAGAGACUGAUUCCCACAGGGCCUUUUGUUGGAAGUCUGGAUUUGCCACCUCUGCUACAGCAGCAUCAGCCUCUGAGGGGGAAGCAGCGUUGCCUAGUGGAUAGAGCAGUGGCCUGGGGCUCAGGAGACCUGAGCUCUGGCCCCACCUCUGCCAGCAGCUUGCGCGGUGACCUGAGACAAAUCUGUGCCUUCCAGAGAGGGAAUAAAUGGGGAGUGAUGAUAUCAGCCUCCGAGUGGUUGGGAUUAGCUAGUGCGUCUCCUUUGUUCCUCCUCCCCUUUUUCUAGUCUAGACUGACCCUGAGCAGUUUAUUCCAAUCCUUCAUUAGCAAAGUGAUUGUUAGAGUCACUUAGUGGCCCCUUUGGAGUGAGAUUGUCUCAUUCCCAGACAUCCUCACAUUGCUCCAUGUUAUGCUGAAAAACAUUUAAUUUUUUGUGCUGUUUCUCCCUUAUACACCAGAAUUCAAUAGAUUCUAUAAGAGCUGGAGCAGGGCUAGUAAAAUAAUGUGGUGUUUUAACUUCUCUGUUAUAUGAGGGGGACGGGGUGAGUCUGGGGGAUUCCCUCCUGCCCCCAUCAACCUCACACAUCUUCUCUCACAGAGCAGCCUCUGCCCAAGCCGUGGAGAGUUUAUCCUUUUCCCUUUCUACCCCUCCACCUUCAUGUGUGUCAUUUACCAGUGUCCUUUGCCCACUAUGCUUAGGAAUCAGGCUUUGAUUUCUUUGAUCCUCAAUCAGGCCCCUGGGCGCUGGAGAAGAAAAUGUCACAUUCCUGAAGGGGGAAUUCAAAUGAACCCCAAAGCACAGUUUGAGCUGCAAGCCCAGCCUCCAGGUAUUGGUAAAGUGGCAUCUGGAGUUUUUCCAGCUAAAUCCAGAUCAUUUGCAGAUAGGAAGUUUUUGAUUGUUUGUCUUUUUUUCCUCUUUUAUGACAAUGAUGCUAAAUCUUUUGUCAAUAACAGAGCCAAAUAAUGCAGUGGUGCUGAGUAAAGCAGCUUCAGGCUGUUCAGAAGGAAAUGGGUAAAUUUGUUCUCCAGAUUUUGAGUCUUAAGAUUCUCUGGAUUUCACCUCAUGAAUUUGGGAAAGUGGUUUGUAGCCCACCCUGCAUUGUGGGUUUCUUUCUUUCCCGAAGGCUGUUCUGUCACAUAUUUUGAUAUUAAAUUAGUUUGGCAGGUAUGGGCUGCGGGUGACCCCCCACUUUGGGGAAGCUAGCAUGCUGGCCCCACCCCUCCCCCCGAAGCUCUGCUCCUCCUGCACACUAGAGCCCCCAAACCAAACCCCCCGAUACCAGCAGGAGCCAUGACACACACACACCCAUGACCAGAGGAGCCCCGGCUUGCCCACCCCAGGCCAGCCCCCGAAGGCCCAGCACCGGGCUGAGCGCCACACCAGGGGGCUCCCCCACACCGGGCCACGGCGGCCUAAGCACCUUUGCAAGCCGCUCCCCAACGAGCGCCAGGUUGAGCCGCUCCCACCCACCCCCCACCCGAGCAAGCACCAGGUCAAGCCGUUCCCCCGCACCCACCCGAGCAUGGGACCAUUCCACCCCCUGCCCGAGUGCCAGGCAGAGCCGGUACCCUCCUCCCCCAUCUGAGCCAGUGGCCUCAGUGCCCAGCCGAGCCGCCUCACCCCCCCCCCCCCCAGACUCCCAUUCCCGCCGCUUGCUCACAGCGUCCCUCCUCACUGCCCCGCCCCUGAGGAGAAGCGACAUGGUGAGCAGGAGGGACCUGUGGGGGGAGAGGUGGAGUGCAGGCAGGCAGGUGGCAGCAGCAGGUGGGGGGUGGGUGAGUGGGGCCUCACGUCCCUCGGGGGUGCCUGCGCCAGGGAAGGGACUUCAAAAGACAAAUGAGCACUUGCCAGAAUAGUCCUUUUGAUUUUCUUUUCACGUUUUCCUAGCCUUUGUCAUGAGAUUUUCUUGUUUUUUGAACAAAGAAAAUGAUCAGUAUCCACAAAAACACUGAGGGCGAGUGCUGGAUACGCACUCCGAGAGGCAGGGACUGAAACGGGGAAGGAAGUUGCUGCCUGAUCCCUGCAGAGAUGUAAGAUACACUCAGGAGGGUGGGGGGAUGAGGGGGUUGGACAGGGCCUUGUGUGACGUUACACCCCAUAUUCUUCAUAGAAGUAUUGUUAUGAUAUGACUAGGGCAUAGCUAAGAUAUGUUUUAUGCAAGAUGGGUCAUGUGCGGUAUCAUUGAACGGGUUAUGAUCUACUGAAUGUGUUUAUCCAGUUGGAAACAUGUAUCGUUUCUGUAUCUGAAGUUAGGAAUAUUGACUAUGUAACAAUUACAACUGCGUGUGUAUUUGGGGGAACACCCACCAGACAGUCGGCUGUCAGCCUGGAUGGGCCAUUAAGGACAAUAGAACUUUCAAGACACUAAUCUCCCGCCUUCCAGAGAAGCUUCCUGGGAUGCUGCUUUGACCCUGCAAGGUCAGGUGAUGAUGUCACCUGGUAAGGAGUCCCACCUUGGACACUGCUGGUACUUUUCCACUAGAAACAAGGGAUUCCUGCCUUAUGUAAAUUCUAUUUAAGGCUGGGAAGUAAGGCAAUCUGGGGUCUUCUCCACUGCCUGCCCGCCCAAGAAG
Chelonia mydas (Green sea turtle) is the source of this 7559-nucleotide messenger RNA. RefSeq names its product zinc finger protein 850-like. The transcript is spliced from 4 exons. Gene Ontology annotation, molecular function: DNA-binding transcription factor activity; RNA polymerase II cis-regulatory region sequence-specific DNA binding. The coding region runs from base 1148 to 3955 and encodes 935 amino acids. Gene Ontology annotation, biological process: regulation of transcription by RNA polymerase II. NCBI's taxonomy places the organism in Eukaryota, Metazoa, Chordata, Testudines, Cheloniidae. The record is from RefSeq and is a predicted model, not a curated record.